This is a messenger RNA of Eremothecium gossypii ATCC 10895, 315 nucleotides long. RefSeq lists its product as uncharacterized. The record is from RefSeq and is marked provisional. The coding region runs from base 1 to 315 and encodes 104 amino acids. The transcript is spliced from 2 exons. NCBI's taxonomy places the organism in Eukaryota, Fungi, Ascomycota, Saccharomycetes, Saccharomycetales, Saccharomycetaceae.
AUGUUCGGCCUGAUAUCUCUUUGGCAUCUCUUCUGGUUAGCUGUCAUGGCAGGGAUUCUCGUCGUGGCCCAUCGAAACCGUGAAACAAUCCAUGGCUUCAGCUCACAGAACUUCGAUCUCACUUCGGCUAACAGCAAUGACACGAGAAGUGGACUAGACGAAGCUUCCAAACAAGAGAUCAGGCGGAUCAUGGAGGAACAGGGUCUAGGAUUUGACCAAGCAAGAUUGGUGUAUACUACUAGAAAGUUCGGGGCGCAUGGCAUCGCGCCUGAUGGUAUGCCUCUAGAUCCAAAGGUUGUGACGUUCAGACGUUAG